Messenger RNA from Sinocyclocheilus rhinocerous, 2338 nucleotides. RefSeq names its product protein eva-1 homolog C-like. Lineage: Eukaryota; Metazoa; Chordata; Actinopteri; Cypriniformes; Cyprinidae. The transcript is spliced from 8 exons. The record is from RefSeq and is a predicted model, not a curated record. Bases 466 to 1785 code for a protein of 439 amino acids. Gene Ontology annotation, molecular function: carbohydrate binding.
UCAAAUGCGUUUUCCCUAUGGUUUUUCCUCAACAAACUCCUCAAAAAUCACUUUCUGAGUGCCAAGAAACCACUUAUUACCAUUUGUUGUCUCACUAAGGACCCUAAAAUCAUCAGCAAUGGAAUGAAUAGUGCGAAUGUCGCUGCUUUCAGGCACCACUGACUUGUUGCGCACUUGUUAUUUCCCUAUAGGCUUCCUUCAGUGACUGCAUGCGUCGCUUUGAAAUGUUUGCUUUUUGUGUCAUAUCCUCUGAUUUCUCUUUAAUCAAGGGAGAAACGAUUUCGAGGGGUUCGCUUUCUUAGAGUUUGGCUUGAAAGGACUGGGAUGUCAAAGUCGCGGUAUGAAAACAUACUUUAAGCUGGGUGAAACUCUCUGGCAGGUGAGAGAGAGAGAGACAGACGGGAAUUCCUGACAGCGUUUCUCCAGCACGCGGCUUUGAUGCAGAAAUAACUGAAGGAUUUGAACAUGAUCUCAGCGCAGCGCUUGAGAAGCUGCCCGGCACCUGCGCUAUGUGUUCAAAUACUUUACAGUGUUCUCAUACUGUGGACCAAAGAAAUGGACGGACUCUCCGAUUUCUCAAAUUAUCUGUUUAGGAUCAUCAACAGUCAAUCAGCUCAAGCCUGUGAUGGAGAUCUCCUGCUCCUCAGGUGUCCAGGACACUCCACCAUAACUAUUCAGUCUGCAUUUUAUGGACAGAGUGCAACCCUUCCCGGGAUCGUGCCAGGAAUGAGAUGCCAAUGGCGUAAUCACAGCUGUUCUGCUACUACAGCGCUGCAGAAAGUGCUCUCUGAAUGCCAGGGUCAUAGAAAUUGCCAGUUUCUGGUUAAUCAUCAAGUCUUUGGCAGAGAUCCUUGUCCUGGAACCCCUAAAUACCUCCAUGUAUCAUACAGGUGUAAACCUACAGAGCACAAGAAGAGAAUAACAUGUGAGGGAGAUCGACUUUUGCUGCACUGCAAGUAUCCAAAAGUGCUGAAUAUCUACUCUGCUGUUUAUGGAAGACAGCUGGAAGAUGAAGACUUGUGCCCAUCAGAGAAACAAGAACCUCCACCAUUUGAAUGUCUUUUUCACGGAGCCGUUGAUGUGGUAUCCAACAUUUGCUAUGGAAAACAGAGGUGUUUGUUUACCGUAGAUGAGGAACAUUUCAAAAACCCCUGCCCUCCUGGAACAAAAAAGUAUAUCACUGUCCUCUAUGCAUGCGUUCCGCAAAGUUUACUCAAGGAGGCUGAUCCCAGCAGUUUCCAAACUACCUCAGUUCCUAACCAGAGCACCAAAAAAGGGGAACACCCAGUUAUCAGAAGUUCAAAGUUUCCAGAGAACAGGAUUAUUGUCAGCAAUUCUUUAAUGGCAUAUGGCUACAUUACAGAGCAUCCAGAGAUGGCAGGACUGCUCUUCACAUCAAGUGUUUGUGUGGGACUUCUGAUUGUUCUAAUAGCUGUUUCAACACAGCUAACUUGCAGUAGACAUCUAAAUGCAACUAGAACAUUCAGGAAGAAGAGUAGAACAACUAAUUUGGAAGAGGAGGAGCCAAUGAACCAGGAUAAUGAUGAAGAGGAGGAAGAUGAGGAUGAGACAGGGUCACUAAUGGACAGCUCUAACCUGUCAGAGAUUGGCAGGAAGGUGCAUUGCUGGGAAGAUGUGACGUACACCACAGAGGCAGCAGAGCUGAUGGAGAGGAUUGAGCGCAGGGAGCUUGUCAUUCAGGAGAUCAGGAUGAACGCAUACCUCAAUGGAAACACAUGCAUCCUGCAUUCAUACAAGCCAACUAUUACGCAGAAUGUGCAGUAGCUGUAGUUUCAACCAAAAGGAGAGAGCAUUUUGAAUGCUUUCUGCUACCAAAACACUAAAAGGUGAAGUGUGGAAUUUUUGUAUCGCAACUGUCUUCAGACAGGUUUCCAGAACAAUUCCCUCAUCUCCUAUUGGUCUGCCAAACAAAUGGCCCGCCCCUAAGUCACACUAUUGGUUCAGCUAAUUUUUUUAACAAACAGACCAAUAUUUUGAUAACAUCACAGAUUCACUGUGCUACAUUUUGAGUGAGAUUAACCUACAACAGUUCUCAUAAUAAGCCAUGAAAGGUGUAUUUUAACAUAAAACAAAUUACACACAUCACCUUUAAAGACACUGUCAGGUAAAAAAAACAAACAGAUUUUUCACUGUGAGGACAUAAUAGCAUAGAACAAGCAAUACCUGAUGUGUUUUACUGCCUGAGUGAGGGUGAAAGUUAUUAUUCUGUUCUAAAAUUAUUCUAUUCAGCUGAUAAAGUAGCUGUUGUAUUACACUUUACAUAAUGUAAAGCCAUGUAAAGAGAAAAGUAUUUUAUAAAUUAUUGCUCUAUUAAACA